This is a messenger RNA of Saxophila tyrrhenica, 1800 nucleotides long. RefSeq lists its product as uncharacterized. Gene Ontology annotation, molecular function: N,N-dimethylaniline monooxygenase activity; NADP binding; flavin adenine dinucleotide binding. Lineage: Eukaryota; Fungi; Ascomycota; Dothideomycetes; Mycosphaerellales; Extremaceae. The coding region runs from base 1 to 1800 and encodes 599 amino acids. The record is from RefSeq and is a predicted model, not a curated record. The transcript has 9 exons.
AUGGCUCCAGAUCUCAAUGCCGUGGCCGGCGGUGAGCGCUUCGACUACUCGAAACCCGGAUCUUCUGGGUACGAAGUCGAUCAGAAUGUAACCUGGAACGAUCCCAACAAUCGCAAGAUGAAAGUCAUCACUAUUGGGGGAGGCGUUACUGGCAUCAUGAUGGCCUACCAGAUCCAGAAGAUGUGUGCCAACGUCGAACAUGCCGUGUACGAGAAGAACGACGACAUUGGUGGCACCUGGCUCGAGAACCGUUACCCAGGGGCCGCUUGUGACAUUCCCAGCCACGCCUACACAUAUCAAUUCGCGCUCAACCCUGACUGGCCACGAUUUUUCAGCCGGAGUCCGGACAUCUGGGGCUACCUCGACAGGGUCUGCAAUACCUUCGAAUUGCGAAAAUACAUGACGUUCAACACCGCUGUGACGGGCUGCUAUUGGAACGAGGAGAAGGGUCAGUGGAGGGUGACUCUGCGGGAAACCAGGCCUGGGCAGGAACCGAGGGAUUUUGAGGAUUGGUGCGACUUCUUGAAUCAGGGAACGGGCAUCUUAAACAACUUCAAGUGGCCAACCAUCCCAGGCUUGCAGGACAAAUUCAAAGGCAGAGUCGUACACACAGCAAAAUGGGACAAGGACUACCAAGCCGAACAGUGGAAGAACGACCGCGUGGCCGUGAUCGGUUCCGGCGCUUCUUCCAUCCAGACCGUGCCGACCAUGCAACCCCAUACCAAGCAUCUCGACAUUUUUGUACGGACCGCAGUCUGGUUUGUUCAAAUAGCAAACAAUUUCGGACAGAACCACGAGUACUCCGACGAAGAUAAGGCCAAAUUCAAGAAAGACCCACACUCUCUGGUCGCACAUGCGAAGGACAUUGAGGAUCAAGUCAACGGUCUCUGGGGCCUGUUCUAUGAUAGUGCUGAAGCCCAGAAGAUGGGCCAGGAGAUGUUCAGAGCCCGCAUGGGCGAGUUCAUCAAAGAUAAACGCCUCCUGGAUGGCUUCACUCCCAAAUUCCAAAUUGGGUGCAGACGAGUUACGCCGGGCGAUCCCUACAUGGUAGCCAUCCAGGAACCGAACGUGGACGUCCAUUUCACACCCGUUGUGAGCUGCACCGAAGACGGCGUUGUUGGCGAGGACGGCACAGAGCGCAAGUGCGAUACCAUUGUGUGUGCGACGGGCUUUGACGUCUCGUAUCGCCCUCGCUUCCCCGUGGUGGGCAAGAAUGGAGUUGAUCUGAAAGACAAAUGGAGUGUCUGCCCAGAGAGCUAUCUCGGGCUGGCUGUACCCGACUUCCCCAACAUGAUGCUCUAUGUGGGACCGACCUGGCCGGUUGAGAAUGGGUCUGUAAUGGGACCGCUGCACGAUGUCGGCCUCUAUGCCAUCCAGCUCAUCAAGAAGAUGCAGAACGAGAACAUCCGCAGCUGGGUACCACGUCAAGAGAUCACCGACAGCUUCAAUGAACACACCCAAGAGUGGAUCAAACACACAGUUUGGAAGGAUGACUGUCGGAGCUGGUAUAAGAACAACGAGACAGGCCGCGUGAACGCAGUGUGGCCCGGCUCUAGCAUGCACUAUCAACAGGUUAUCGCCACGCCCCGCUACGAAGACUUCGAGAUCAAGUACUUCAACAAGAACCCGUGGGCACACCUCGGCAUGGGCUGGACGGUGGAGAACAGGAAGGGUGCGCAGCAUGCGGAUUGCUCGCCGUACCUGAACUUGAAAAACAUCGAUCCGAAGUGGUAUGAGGCGAUCGGGGGCGAUGUAGAUGAGCUCACGCGGCAGGUCAAUGAGCACAACAUGCGGAAGUAG